AACGGGAAGAAAUGAAGCACACCUUACGAACAAUUGGAGACUUGAGAUGCCGCGCGCGUGCAACAUCUCUUGAUCAGGGGCGGAUCCAGCGUGGGGGCUGCGGGGCUUGAGCCCCCCUACCCCCAGAACAGAAAUGGAUUCCCCCUUAGCGCCGUCUUUACCGCCGACGAUGAGGCGGCGAAGGCGAGAGAGCAGCGGGUAGCGGCCGACAUGAGGGUCGCGGAGUUGGAGGCGGAGCUUGAGGCCCUUCGUCGCGUCGCCGUGGAGGUUUCGGAUUCCGUGCACUCGCGGGGUCCGACGACCGUCGACCGCCUCCGCGACGUCCCCGUGCGCAUCUGGCAGAUCGCCGGCCGAGGGGUCCGGAAAGGAGCCGCGACGGUGCUGGCGGUGGUGCAGGAGGAGGUAGGCCAAUAUUUCGGCGCCCUCGAGCCGGAGAUUCCCGAAGAGGGAGACGCUCGGGCGCUCGGGUGGAUUCCAACGAGGCUGUGGCGAGCCUCCUCGAGCCAGCGCACACCAUCAGCUACGCCGUCAACCUCAGCGACAUCAUCCUCGAUCCCUAUGCUCCUCAUAAUUAGGCUGUAAUAGGAUGAUGUCUUGUAAUAAUCUCACAGAACUCCAGAGGCAAUAAUCUCACACAGCCUGUUUCUUGUGCUCUUCUGGAA
Molecule: messenger RNA, 662 nt
Organism: Panicum virgatum (switchgrass)
Lineage: Eukaryota; Viridiplantae; Streptophyta; Magnoliopsida; Poales; Poaceae
Exons: 2
Coding region: 211-582 (123 amino acids)
Source: RefSeq, a predicted model, not a curated record